Molecule: messenger RNA, 7249 nt
Organism: Lutra lutra (Eurasian river otter)
Lineage: Eukaryota; Metazoa; Chordata; Mammalia; Carnivora; Mustelidae
Gene: NUP210
Product: nucleoporin 210
Exons: 41
Coding region: 120-5930 (1936 amino acids)
Cellular component (GO): nuclear pore
Source: RefSeq, a predicted model, not a curated record
CCUCCUCCCUCCCGCGCUUAUCACCUGCUGGCCCGGCGCACGCGGGCGGGGAAGGAGGGCGCGAGGGGGAGCGCGCGGGCGGCCAGGCGCCGGGUCGCCGGAGGUGAAGCGCGACGAGGAUGGCGGCGGCGCGGGGCCGGGGGCUGCCGUUGCUCCUGCUCGCGCUGUCGGUGCUGCUGGCGCUGGGCCUCGCCGCCGCGGCGGCCAAGCUCAACAUCCCCAAAGUGCUGCUGCCCUUCACGAGGGCCACGCGCGUGAACUUCACGCUGGAGGCCUCGGAGGGCUGCUACCGCUGGUCAUCGACGCGGCCAGAGGUGGCCAGUAUAGAGCCACUGGGUGCUGACGAAGCCCAGUGCUCCCAGAAGGCCGUGGUGCAGGCCCGCCUGUCCCAGCCGGCCCGCCUGACCAGCAUCAUCUUCGCCGAGGACAUCACCACGGGCCAGGUCCUCCGCUGUGAUGCCAUCGUCGACCUCAUCCACGGCAUUCAGAUCGUCUCCACGACCCGCGAGCUGUACCUGGAGGACUCCCCCCUGGAGCUGAAGGUCCAAGCUCUGGACUCUGAAGGGAACACUUUCAGCACCCUGGCUGGGCUGGUCUUUGACUGGACGAUCGUGAAAGACACGGAGGCUGAUGGGUUCUCGGACUCCCACAACGCUCUGCGAAUCCUCACGUUCUUGGAGUCCACGUACAUCCCUCCUUCCUACAUCUCUGAGAUGGAGAAGGUGGCCAAGCAGGGGGACACCAUCCUCGUGUCCGGGAUGAAGACGGGGAGCUCCAAGCUUAAGGCACGCAUCCAGGAGGCCGUCUACAAGCAUGUGCGCCCUGCGGAGGUCAGGCUGCUCAUUCUGGAGAACAUCCUUCUGAACCCGGCUUACGAUGUCUACCUGAUGGUGGGGACCUCCAUUCGCUACAAGGUGCAGAAGAUCAGGCAAGGAAAGAUCACAGAGCUGUCAAUGCCUUCCGAGCAGUAUGAGCUCCAGCUUCAGAACAGCAUCACGAGCCCCGAGGGAGCCACAGGCCAGCCUGUGGCCAUCUUGGACCAGGAAACGUCGACGGUCACCGCUGUGCAACUGGGACAGAGCAGCCUGGUCCUGAGCCACAGGAGUAUCCGCAUGCAGGGUGCUUCCAGGUUACCCAACAGCACCAUCUACGUGGUUGAACCUGGAUACCUGGGGUUCACAGUCCAUCCUGGUGACAGGUGGGUGCUGGAGACCGGCCGCCUGUAUGAAGUCACCAUCGAAGUGCUUGACAAGUCCGGCAACAAGGUCUACCUGUCAGACAAUAUUCGCAUUGAAACCGUGCUGCCUCCUGAGUUCUUUGAGGUGCUCACUUCUUCCCAGAAUGGGUCAUACCAUCACAUAAGGGCAACAAAGAGGGGUCAGACGGCCAUCGAGGCAGCCCUCACCUCCGUGGUAGACCAGGACGGAGGGGUCCACACAUUACGGGUGCCUGUGUGGAACCAGCAGGAGGUAGAAAUUCACGUCCCCAUCACCCUCUAUCCGAGCAUCUUGACGUUUCCGUGGCAACCAAAGACAGGCGCCUAUCAGUACACAAUAAAGGCCCAUGGUGGGAGUGGGAACUUCAGCUGGUCUUCGUCAAGCUAUGUGGUUGCCACUGUCACUGUCAAGGGUGUGAUGACCACAGGCAGUGACACCGGACUCAGUGUGAUCCAGGCGCAUGAUGUGCAGAACCCGCUACAUUUCGGGGAGAUGAAGGUGUAUGUGAUUGAGCCCAGCAGCAUGGAGUUCGCCCCGUGCCAGGUAGAGGCCCGUGUGGGCCAGACCUUGGAGCUGCCCCUGAGGAUCAACGGCCUUAUUCCUGGCGGGGCCAACGAGGUGGUCACCCUGAGCGACUGCUCCCAUUUUGACUUGGUGAUUGAGGUGGAGAACCAGGGCGUGUUCCAGCCACUUCCAGGGAGGCUGCAACCGGGGUCUGAGCACUGCAGUGGGGUCAAGGUGAGAGCAGAGGUCCAGGGCUACACCACACUCCUUGUGAGCUACAGACAUGGCCACGUCCACCUGAGUGCCCGGAUCACCAUUGCCGCCUACCUGCCCCUCAAGGCUGUGGAUCCCUCCUCUGUUGCCUUGGUGACCCUUGGCUCCUCAAAGGAGAUGCUCUUUGAAGGAGGUCCCAAACCCUGGGUCCUCGAGCCUUCCAAGUUCUUCCGGAACAUCACCUCCGAGGACACAGACAGCAUCAGCCUGGCUCUCUUUGGACCCUCUACCUCCCGGAAUUACCAGCAACACUGGAUCCUCGUGACCUGCCAGGCCUUCGGAGAACAGGUCAUCGCCCUCUCGGUGGGGAACAAGCCCAGCGUCACCAACCCCUUCCCCGCGCUGGAGCCUGCUGUGGUGAAGUUCGUCUGUGCCCCACCCUCCAGGCUCACCCUGACCCCCGUCUAUGCCAGCCCACAGCUUGACCUGUCGUGUCCGCUGCUGCAGCAGAACAAGCAGGUGGUUCCGGUCUCCAGCCACCGCAACCCCGUGCUGGACCUGGCUGCCUAUGACCAGCAAGGCCGCAGAUUCGACAACUUCAGCUCUCUGAACAUCCAGUGGGAGUCAACCAGGCCCCUGCUGGCCAGCAUCAGGCUGGAGCUGCCCAUGCAGCUAGUGGCCCGGGAUGAUGGGAGCGGCCAGAAGAAGCUGCAUGGCUUGCAGGCCAUCUCGGUUCAUGAGGCAUCGGGGACCACGGCCAUCUCCGCCACCGCCACCGGCUACCAGCAGUCUCACCUCAGCACGGCCAGAGUAAAGCAGCCGUACGACCCUCUCGUGCCUGUGUCAGCCUCCAUAGAACUCAUCCUGGUGGAGGAUGUGAGGGUGAGCCCAGAGGAGGUGACCAUCUACAACCACCCCAGCGUGCAGGCGGAGUUGUACAUCAGAGAAGGCUCGGGCUACUUCUUCCUCAACACCAGCACCACGGACGUCAUCAAGGUGGUCUACCAGGAGGCCAGGGGCGUGGCCACGGUGCACCCUUUGCUCCCAGGCAUGUCGACCAUCAUGAUCCACGACCUGUGCCUAGCCUUCCCGGCCCCAGCAAAGGUGGAUGUGUACGUCUCAGACAUUCAGGAGCUCUAUGUACGCGUGGUGGAUAAGGUGGAGAUUGGGAAGACGGUCAAGGCCUAUGUCCGCGUGCUAGACUUUCACAAGAAGCCUUUCCUGGCCAAAUACUUUGCCUUCAUGGACCUGAAGCUCCGAGCGGCCUCUCAGAUCAUCACGUUGGUGGCCCUCGACGAAGCCCUUGACAACUACACGGCCACGUUCCGCGUCCAUGGCGUGGCCAUUGGCCAGACCAGUCUCACCGCGACGGUGAUGGAUAAAGCUGGACAGCGAAUCAACUCGGCCUCCCAGCAGAUUGAGGUCUUUCCCCCAUUUAGGUUGAUACCCAGGAAGGUGACGCUGAUCAUCGGGGCCAUGAUGCAGAUCACCUCGGAGGGCGGCCCACAGCCCCAGUCCAAUAUCCUCUUCUCCAUCAGUAAUGAGAGCGUUGCCGUGGUGAACAGCGCGGGGCUGGUGCGGGGGCUGGCCAUCGGCAACGGCACUGUGUCUGGGGUCGUGCAGGCUGUGGACGCUGAGACUGGCAAGCUUGUCAUCGUGUCUCAGGACCUCGUGGAGGUGGAGGUGUUGCUUCUCCAGGCGGUGAGGAUCCGAGCCCCCAUCACUCGCAUGAGGACAGGAACCCAGAUGCCUGUUUAUAUCACUGGGAUCACCAACAAUCAGAACCCUUUCUCCUUUGGCAACGCUGUGCCAGGCCUGACCUUCCACUGGUCUGUCACUAAGCGGGACAUCCUGGACAUCCGGGGGCGACACCACGAGGCUUCACUACAGCUGCCGUCACAGUACAACUUUGCCAUGAACGUGCAUGGCCGGGUGAAAGGCAAGACCGGGCUGAGGGUGGUGGUCAAGGCUCUGGACCCCACUGCUGGGCAGCUGCACGGUCUCGCCAAAGAACUCGCCGAUGAGAUCCAAAUCCAGGUAUUCGAGAAGCUGCUGCUGCUGAACCCUGAAAUAGAAGCAGAACAAAUACUAAUGUCACCCAACUCAUUUAUAAAGCUUCAGACAAACAGGGAUGGUGCGGCAUCUCUGAGCUACCGCGUCCUGCAUGGGCCGGAGAAGGUCCCCGUGGUGCACGUGGACGAGAAGGGCUUCCUGACGUCUGGGUCUGUGAUCGGGACAUCUACAAUUGAAGUGACUGCCCAAGAGCCUUUCGGGGCCAACCAAACCAUCAUCUUUGCUGUAAAGGUGUCUCCUGUUUCUUACCUGAGGAUCUCCAUGAGCCCUGCCUUGCACACCCACAACAAGGAGGCUCUGGCAGCCCUGCCUUUGGGAAUGACUGUGACCUUCACAGUCCACUUCCACGACAACUCUGGAGACAUCUUCCAUGCUCACAACUCGGUGCUCAGCUUUGCAACUAACAGAGACGAGUUUGUGCAAAUCGGGAAGGGCGCCACCAACCACACAUGCGUCGUGCGCACCAUCAGCGUCGGCCUGACGCUACUCAGCGUGUGGGAUGCUGAGCAUGUGGGCCUCAACGACUUCGUCCCGCUGCCCGUCCAGCAGGCCAUCUCCCCGGAGCUGUCUGCAGCGCUUGUGGUGGGAGACGUGCUCUGUCUGGCCACAGUCCUGGUCGGCCUGGCAGGCCUCUCUGGAACCUGGAGCUCCUCAGCCAGCAACGUCCUACACAUCGACCCGAGGACAGGUGUGGCGGUGGCCCGAGAGGCGGGAUCUGUGACCAUUUACUACGAGGUUGCUGGGCACCUGAGGACCUACAAGGAGAUAGUGAUUGGUGUCCCUCAAAGGAUCAUGGCCCAUUCCGUCCGCCCAGGCCAGACCAGCUUCCAGGAGGCCUCCAAGGUGACCGUCACCGUGGGAGACAGAAGCUCUAACCUGAGAGGGGAGUGCUCCCCAGCCCAGAUGGAAGUCAUCGAGACGCUGCAUCCGGAAUCCCUCAUUAGCUGCCAGGUUCAGUUCAAGCAAGACGUCUUUGAUUUCCCCGCAUGCGACGUCUUCACAGUGGAGCCAGGAUUUGAUGCAGCUCUGGGCCGGUACCUCUGCUCGGUCACGAUGCACAGGCUGACAGACAAGCAGCUGAAACAUCUCAGCAUGAAAAAGACGGCACUGCUGGUCACUGCCUCCAUCCCGGGCAGCCAUGCCCCCAGAGAGCAUGUGGGCGCCGAGGUGCCCUUCAGCCCAGGGCUGUACACUGACCAGGCUGAAAUCCUUUUGAGCAACCACUACACCAGCUCCGAGGUCAAGGUCUUUGGUGCCAUGGAGAUUCUCGAGAACCUGGAGGUGAAAUCGGGGUCCCCAGCCGUGCUGGCCUUUGAGAAGGAGAAGUCUUUGGGGCUCCCCAGCUUCAUCACCUACACCGUCGGCGUCUCGGAUCCCACAGCCGGAAGCCAGGGGCCUCUGUCCACUGCCCUGACCUUCUCCAGCCCCAUGACUAACCAAGCCAUCACCAUUCCGGUCACCGUGGCCUUUGUGAUGGAUCGCCGAGGGCCUGGUCCUCACAGCGCCAGCCUCUUCCAGCACUUCCUGGACUCCUACCAAGUGAUGUUCUUCACGCUUUUCGCCCUGCUGGCUGGGACUGCUGUCAUGAUCAUAGCCUACCACACCGUCUGCGUGCCCCGGGAGCUCAACGCACCUCCGGCCCUCUCCCCCCGAGCCAGCCCUCACCACAGCCCCCACUGUCUGCUGUGGGGGAGCGGGGGGUCAGGCUUCCGCUCCAGGUCUCCCUGCAUGUCCGGCCAUCACUACCAUCCCUUGGGUGACAUCACGCCACUGACCCAGGGCUGCCUGGGGGACUGGUCGCUGGGGGAACGAGGUGGCCAAGAUUUUGCCGCCUCAUCCCCGACGCCUUUCAACGCACUGCCUCCCAGCCGUAGAGCCAGCCCGCCCUCAAGGUUGUGGAGCCCCGCAUACACCUCCCACUAGUCGGCGGGCCAGCCCUGCGCCCCCACGGUGGGGUCACCCCCGCUCCGCCCGGCCUGGAGUGCCAGGCCCCCUUGCUGCCUGUUCUGGCCUGUAGCUCAGGCCGUGCCCGCUAGCUGCUGCUGACACGUAGGAGUCCCAGGUGGCUUGGAUUUGGUUUUGUUCUUAGCCUUCGCGAACACGCUGGCUCAUCCUUCAUGCCUGGUUGUCUGGGGUUUCUGGGCAACGUGCAGUCCUGCUUCUCUUUUCUCUCCAGCCUUUAGAAUCCCCUUCUUCUCAAGACUUUAAACAGGCAGAAGCUCCAUUUCCUAGGAGGGGUUGGUACUGCAGUGGCCUCAGGGAUUUUUGUGGGGUUUCCCCCCUGCCAUGAAAACUUUACCCUUAGUCUGGCUCCUGCUAGGAGAUGAGGACAGAGAACAGACAUGAGUGUCAGAUGCGGGCCCUGUGACCACACAGAAGCCUCAGGAAUGCAGCAACGGGGACCCCGUGCUGGCUCAGCCUCCCUGGGGGACACUACGGGCCAUGGGAGCUGUGAGCCAGCUGCUCUCUGCCCCUCUGUGAACCACUGUGAAUUGAAGGCAGCCUUUGUGUUUCUGUUUCCUAAGCGUGGAAAAGUCUCCUGGGAUGUGGCCGCAGCCCCAUUGGGCUAUCUGGUGGGGUCUGAUUCCUUCUCUCUCUCACCGCUUCUCUAUGGAAUCGUAGUUAGGAAAAGGUCCUUGAGCCAGAGACUGUGAUCUUCUUUCCUUCCAUGUGUUCUUCCAGAGAAGCCACUGUGUUCUGCCCAAGCACAAAGACCCAGUGUUACCUGUUCCUCCUUCCGCAUCUCAGGAGACCUGAGCCUCUGGCCCACCCAGUGCAGGCCCCGGUCUCCCUGUGGCAUUCCCCCAGCAAGCCACGGAGCCCGGCCUGGCCAGUGAGGGCAGUGUGACUGCUCUCCAGGAAGGGGCUGGGAAGGAGAAGACAAUGAAGAAAAGGCCCUCUUCCUUCCCAGCCCGUUGUUCAUUCAGCACUGGAGGCCUCCAGACCGUGGCCGCUCUGCCUGUGGCCAAGAGCUGGGCCACUCUCAGGAUGAACUCGAGACACCCCCCACCCCCGAGCCAGGUACGCGUGGCUGCUACGUGGGGAGUUGUCCACUUUGACUCUGAGCCACAAGUGUGAAUCCGCUGCAGGCCUCUAGGGCUGGGCCAUGCGAUUUAUUUUUGUAAAGCUGGAAACAGGAAGAAUUGUGCCUUGCAUAUUACUUGAGCUCAAACUGACAACUUGGAUGUAAAUAGGCGCAUUUCUACUUGGUUUAUUUAAUAAAGCUCUCUCUAAUUUCGUAA